UAUGUUUUAACUUUUUAAUUUUUUUUUAAUUUUUGUUUCGAUUUUGUUUACUUUUAAUGUAAAUCUAAAUAAUUUUAGAUAUUAAUCUUAAAAUUUUAAAGAGUAAUUAAUAUAGAAAUUUUCAUAACCAUCUCCUCUGAUAAUAACUUCUAUUGGUGUCUUGUUUAGCUGAAACAAGUGAUAAUAACAAUAAUUAAACUACUAUUUAUAUGUAUUAGUAAAAUAAUAUUUAUGUAUUUGUAAACGACUAAUCUUAUAUUAAACACUUUUAAACAAGUUUAGUUACAAGUUUAUGUUAUGUGUUGAUGUACCUACAAUAAAAAGAGUAUUAACAUUUUAAAAAAAUGUCAUAUCACCGGGCUGUUUGGUUGGAAGAAAAUUGUGAGGAAGAAGGAGUCUUGCCAUCCGCAUGGGUGCGGGGAAAAGUAGUUAUGUGGCCCCCAUCCAAAAUGAAUGCGUUUAAAUUAAUGAAAGAAGGAGUAGAACCUAAUGAAAAUUGGCGACUUUUUAAACUAAUAAAAAUAAAAAUUACUUCAGAUUGCUAUGAGGAUUGUAAUAAUUAUGAUUUAACUACAGAAACUGAAGAAGAUAAUCAGCAAGUUUCAAAAAAGCGCAAGCGUACUGCUUGUACAACUUUUUUUGAAGGCGAGGAAGAAGUUGAUGUUGAUAUUAAUACAGAAAUAAAACUAUAUACAUUUCCACAGCCACCUGCUAAAUUAGGCAAAAUGUUACCAUCAAAUAUUUCACUAUAUAAGAAGGUUGUGGAUGUGGUACCACAAGGAUAUAAAAGUGAUCAUGCAACUAAACUAUCACUAAUUCCACAGUCACCUGGUCUUUCAAGCUGUUAUUCUAAGAUACCUUCAUUCAAAUCAAGCAUGGUGACUAUACCAAAAGAAAAUAAAAUGGAUCAAUCAACUAACCAAUCAGCACUUUCUCCUUUUCUGUUACCCCGAAAAUUUGAUUCUAAAAUACCAAUAUUAAGACAGAGAGCUGCCACAUCAAAAGACAAUGUAAUAGAUCGAUCAAUGAAACUAUCAGCAUUAAAUAGAAAGUUUCAAGCAAACAUUAUACUGAGUGAGCCAACUGCUCCUCAAGAAAAUGAAAUCGAUAAUGGGAAGUUUCAGAGAAAAGUUCUUCAUCAGUUAUCAAAUAUGACUAACGAAAUUAAAGAUAUACGAAUAGCAGUGGAAAUGAUGGCCGUACCAAGUUUAGAGACUGUUGCUGAGGUCCAUCUAGAAGUUAUAGCUGGAGCUAUUGGGACCUUGAAUGGAUACAGAAAAUUAGAGGAGCAAUGUGGAGUUCUUGCUAAUCGAACAAUUCUACUUCGCCUUCUUUCACGAAUCGGAGGGUCAUCCAUUAAAGAUACUUCUAAGAAUCUAUUGAAAAGACUUUUUACAAAUUUUGUUAUGUCUCAUUUGAGUAUGAAUGGUAAAGGUUCUCUUAAAAAGCUUCCGUUUAGAAACUCUGCUCUGUGUCAACUUGUUGUUGAGUGUGUAUUGAAACGAUAUUCUGUCUUCUUUGUCCGAAAUACAUUCGUGCAUUGGUUCUCAUCUUAGAAUGGCUCCGUUUCGUUUAGGUGGCACUGGGAAAGGUGGCGCCCAUUUUUCCAAUUCUCAAGAUGGAGAGGCUGGCUUGAACGAUUCAAGCAAAGAUAAUGCUUAUUGUCAUGGAAGCGAUCAUGAUAAUGAUAAAUACGAUAAUUCAUAUUAUAAU
Molecule: messenger RNA, 1713 nt
Organism: Hydra vulgaris (swiftwater hydra)
Lineage: Eukaryota; Metazoa; Cnidaria; Hydrozoa; Anthoathecata; Hydridae
Source: RefSeq, a predicted model, not a curated record